CAGCCAACGGCCCUAUAAAAAUUGCUUUUUGUGGGGCUGUCAGCUCAGUCAGCGGCUCAUUCAUCACUUUCCGACGCGCUCCAGUAGAUCUAGUAGAACUUUUUAUCAACCCGACAGUAUUACGCGUCCCCCCGAAAUUCCCCCGCUUCAGUACACCCCAUUUCAUACCACGAAAAAAACGAUAAGCAACAAGUGUUCCGGAGAGAUUCCCUUGAAACAGAACUCAAAACUCCAUUGAAAGUUGCUUUCAGUUGAUUUGUUUACCUGCGCAAUCUGUGCCCAAGAACGUGGCAUAUUUCCAACUGCGAGUAAACAAUUAAAAAACUUGUUUUCCCCGCACACGCGAAUAAAUCUUGGGAACAACAGACAAUAGCAUACCAGCCGGUGACGAGUACGGAGGAGGCCUGAAACCAAGAUGAUUCCCGGCUAUGGACCCGUGACGCAGGCCCUGCUGGGCACCCUGCUAACCUGGGGACUCACUGCCGCCGGCGCAGCCUUGGUGAUCUUCGUCCGGGGCAACCAACGGAGGUCACUGGACGCCGCCCUCGGAUUCGCAGCGGGCGUUAUGAUAGCAGCCUCCUUUUGGUCACUCCUUAAGCCCGCCAUUGAAAUGGCCGAGAGUUCCCACUUGUAUGGAGUGUAUGCCUUUGUGCCCGUGGCUGGAGGCUUCCUCCUGGGAUCCAUCUUCGUCUACGGCUGCGACAAGCUGAUGUCCUACCUGGGCCUCAACAGCACCAACAUGAUGAUCCAGAUGACACAGUCGAAGGACAAGGCGGACAUAGCUAUUGAGGACUCCAAACGCAACGGAGGAGCCUCCGACAGGUUGGCCUCCAAGAGCCUGGACAGCUUCUCGGACUGCCUGAGUGUCCAGCACAGCGGGGAGUCGAGGCGCCGCAAGAAGGGCGGCAGCAUCAACGAGAUGGAGCAGUGCACCUACACCACGCCCGAGGAGCAGCAGCGCGCCGAGGAGGCCCUCUCCCAGUGGAAGAGGAUUAUGCUCCUGGUGGUGGCCAUCACGGUGCACAACAUUCCCGAAGGACUGGCCGUGGGCGUGAGCUUUGGAGCGAUUGGCACCACGAAUUCGUCGACAUUCGAGAGUGCCCGCAAUCUGGCCAUUGGCAUUGGCAUUCAGAAUUUCCCCGAGGGAUUGGCCGUCAGUCUGCCCCUGCAUGCCGCUGGAUUCAGCGUGAAGAGGGCUCUUUGGUACGGACAACUGUCCGGAAUGGUGGAGCCCAUUUUUGGCGUGCUGGGCGCCGUGGCAGUGACCUUUGCCAACCUGAUCCUGCCCUACGCUCUGUCCUUUGCGGCCGGAGCCAUGAUCUACAUCGUUUCGGAUGACAUUCUGCCCGAGGCCCAUGCCAGUGGCAAUGGAACGAUCGCCACGUGGGGCACUGUGUCCGGAUUCCUGAUCAUGAUGUGCCUGGAGGUGGCGCUGUCGUGAGGAGCCACCGCAGGCCUGCCUUCGCCCGCCUCGCAGAACCUAUAAGCUAGUGUAAAACUCAAAGAUUCCAUUGUACUUAACGCGAACUUCUUACUUCUGCUGGCAUGUAAAUAGAAGCGGGCUUUGUACAAAUCUCAGAACCAGCCCCAAACGAGAAUCUAAUAAUCUAACGUAGAGUCUAAGUUUUUUGUAGUAAAAAACACUUGACAACUGGCGAUGCCGCGAUGGCAUCCGUAAUUGUGCAAUUGUGUCUGUGCAAUGUACUGCAUUCCCAGCGAGUUAUGUAAAUGAACCCCGUUCUCGGAAAGAUUGUAAACAAACGUGCAUGUGAAAUAGGUUUUAAGUUGUCACCGGCGUCCAGUGGCUUGUGUCUUUUUAAACUGUCUAAUGUUUAAGCAAUAAAUUGAAGCGCAUUCAAAUGAG
Molecule: messenger RNA, 1864 nt
Organism: Drosophila rhopaloa
Lineage: Eukaryota; Metazoa; Arthropoda; Insecta; Diptera; Drosophilidae
Gene: Zip48C
Product: zinc transporter ZIP11
Exons: 1
Coding region: 416-1441 (341 amino acids)
Biological process (GO): zinc ion transmembrane transport
Cellular component (GO): membrane
Molecular function (GO): zinc ion transmembrane transporter activity
Source: RefSeq, a predicted model, not a curated record